GAAGGUGAGGAAGUCGCUCCGCCCGCGGGUGCCUCAGAGAGCCGCCUGGGAGGGGCGUUACUAGCCCAAUCCGUUGCGGAGCAACGGCGGACGGCGCGUGACGUGCGCAUAGCCGUGUUUGGGCCCGAGGCGCGCGUCCGCGCGCCCGUCCCUUAGCAGGCUCGCUCUCCUCGUUGCCUCCUUGUUCUGUCGCUCUGUCCAGCUAUCCUGAGGAGGACGUUCAGCAGACUCGGCAUCCGCCGACUCCCUCGCCCGCGUCCUUGCUACUGCCGCGGCGAAGAUGGCCUCAGGAGUGCAGGUUGCUGAUGAAGUGUGUCGCAUUUUUUAUGACAUGAAAGUUAGGAAGUGUUCUACACCAGAAGAAAUCAAGAAAAGAAAGAAGGCUGUCAUUUUUUGUCUCAGUGCAGACAAAAAGUGCAUCAUUGUAGAAGAAGGCAAAGAGAUCUUGGUUGGAGAUGUUGGUGUAACUAUAACUGAUCCUUUCAAGCAUUUUGUCUCAAUGCUUCCUGAGAAAGAUUGUCGCUAUGCUUUGUAUGAUGCAAGCUUUGAAACCAAGGAAUCCAGAAAAGAGGAGUUGAUGUUUUUUUUGUGGGCACCAGAGCUAGCACCUCUGAAAAGUAAAAUGAUCUAUGCAAGCUCCAAGGAUGCAAUCAAAAAGAAAUUUCAAGGCAUAAAGCACGAAUGUCAAGCAAAUGGGCCAGAAGACCUCAAUCGGGCUUGUAUUGCUGAAAAGCUAGGCGGAUCCUUAAUUGUAGCUUUUGAAGGAUGCCCUGUGUAGAUCAUCGUUCAGUGCCACAAAUCAAAAGCUUCCAUGUUUAAUGUUAUCCUCUUGCUAUAUAAGUAAAGCAAAUAUAUUUAGGCCAGGGUCUCACUGAGGGGGAGCUAUCUUGUCAUUUGUUAGAAUAAAUUAAAUAUUCUAUAAACAUUUGCAAACAGCCCUAAAUAAAUUUAAAAUAUAAAGUUUUAUUGCUGUGAAAUUAAAUCCUUAUUGGCCAAAUGCCUGUUUUAAUGAGCUGGCUUGUGAAGAUUUUUGCUGAGCUCAUGAUUUUUAGUAAUGCAGUUCACAAAACAGUACAAGGUCAUAUGAAGAGAAUUACUGUGUCUCUGUUAACCUCAGCAAUCACUUUGUUUCUUUAAAGAAUUGGUCAUAAUCUGGUUAUAAUUUUUGCUCAAAUUUUCUAUUCUCUUGCGCUUAACUGAGUAACAGAAGAUAAUUCUCACAACAUGUAUUUAAUAACACUAAUUAACUACAGUAAGAUUAAAUCAGGCAGUCUUUUAAUUCUACCACAUGUGUAAUGAAGACUGUCUCAGAAUUGUGUAUGCUUAUAAUCAGCACAGAUUUUGCAAAGCACUGUUUCAAACACAUAGUUGGAGUACAGGAAGCAAUUCCUCGCACCUGUGGUAAGCUCUCCACCUUAGUCCAGAGACUCUUCUGAGAGUGACCUUGCAUCUUUACAAUCAUGAUGUGUUCUCAGAAUGUGCAGUAUCUUGUAACCAAUUAUAAUGCAAAUUAGGGCUCCAUUGUACUACACUUUGUUAAUGAAAAUAAAACAGUAUAUUGAAAA
Messenger RNA from Pteronotus mesoamericanus, 1565 nucleotides. RefSeq names its product destrin, actin depolymerizing factor (gene DSTN). Gene Ontology annotation, cellular component: actin cortical patch; cytoplasm; actin cytoskeleton. NCBI's taxonomy places the organism in Eukaryota, Metazoa, Chordata, Mammalia, Chiroptera, Mormoopidae. Gene Ontology annotation, biological process: actin filament fragmentation; actin filament severing. The transcript has 4 exons. Gene Ontology annotation, molecular function: actin filament binding. The record is from RefSeq and is a predicted model, not a curated record. Bases 281 to 778 code for a protein of 165 amino acids.